GGCGAGAGCGGAAAGAGCACGUUCAUCAAGCAGAUGCGGAUCAUCCACGGGGCAGGCUACUCGGAGGAGGACAAGCGGGGCUUCACCAAGCUCGUGUACCAGAACAUCUUCACUGCCAUGCAGGCCAUGAUCCGCGCCAUGGAGACCCUAAAGAUCCUGUACAAGUAUGAGCAGAACAAGGCCAACGCGCUCCUGAUCCGCGAGGUAGAUGUGGAGAAGGUGACGACAUUUGAACACCGUUACGUGCACGCCAUCAAGACCCUGUGGGAUGACCCUGGCAUCCAGGAGUGCUAUGACCGCAGGCGGGAAUACCAGCUCUCAGACUCCGCCAAGUACUACCUGGCCGACGUGGACCGCAUCGCCACCUCAGGCUACCUGCCCACCCAGCAGGACGUGCUGCGGGUCCGUGUGCCCACCACUGGCAUCAUCGAGUACCCUUUCGACCUGGAGAACAUCAUCUUCAGGAUGGUAGACGUGGGAGGCCAGAGGUCAGAGCGGAGAAAGUGGAUCCACUGCUUUGAGAACGUGACGUCCAUCAUGUUCCUUGUGGCCCUGAGUGAAUAUGACCAAGUGCUGGUGGAGUCGGACAAUGAGAACCGCAUGGAGGAGAGCAAAGCCCUCUUCCGGACCAUCAUCACCUACCCCUGGUUCCAGAACUCCUCGGUCAUUCUCUUCCUCAACAAGAAGGACUUGCUGGAGGAUAAGAUCCUGCACUCCCACCUGGUGGACUACUUCCCCGAGUUUGACGGGCCACAGCGAGAUGCACAGGCCGCCCGGGAGUUCAUCCUGAAGAUGUUUGUGGACCUGAACCCCGACAGCGACAAGAUCAUCUACUCCCACUUCACGUGCGCCACCGACACGGAGAACAUCCGCUUUGUGUUCGCGGCCGUCAAGGACACCAUCCUGCAGCUCAACCUGAAGGAGUACAACCUGGUCUGACCCGGCCGCCGCCGCCGCCCCCAGGGGACAGGGACAGCCACGAGUUGAUUUUGUUUUCCUAUUUUUAACAAAGGGUUUUUAUUUCACAGCUAUCAGGGGACGUACGUGUUUCUUUCUAUACACCCCCGUGCACUUUCUCAUCUGUGUCAGCGGCGCGGCAGCCUUUUCCUGGCCUUGACUCGUGGCUCGCUUUUUUC
Odobenus rosmarus divergens (Pacific walrus) is the source of this 1136-nucleotide messenger RNA. RefSeq names its product guanine nucleotide binding protein (G protein), alpha 11 (Gq class) (gene GNA11). Bases 34 to 939 code for a protein of 301 amino acids. NCBI's taxonomy places the organism in Eukaryota, Metazoa, Chordata, Mammalia, Carnivora, Odobenidae. The transcript is spliced from 7 exons. Gene Ontology annotation, cellular component: heterotrimeric G-protein complex. Gene Ontology annotation, biological process: adenylate cyclase-modulating G protein-coupled receptor signaling pathway; phospholipase C-activating dopamine receptor signaling pathway; action potential. Gene Ontology annotation, molecular function: GTPase activity; G protein-coupled receptor binding; G-protein beta/gamma-subunit complex binding. The record is from RefSeq and is a predicted model, not a curated record.